This is a messenger RNA of Penaeus indicus, 2836 nucleotides long. It is a transcript of the gene galla-2, whose product is annotated as cytosolic iron-sulfur assembly component 2B-like. The record is from RefSeq and is a predicted model, not a curated record. Bases 172 to 645 code for a protein of 157 amino acids. NCBI's taxonomy places the organism in Eukaryota, Metazoa, Arthropoda, Malacostraca, Decapoda, Penaeidae. The transcript is spliced from 4 exons. Gene Ontology annotation, cellular component: cytosolic [4Fe-4S] assembly targeting complex. Gene Ontology annotation, biological process: iron-sulfur cluster assembly.
AAGACGCCUACAAGCUCGACAUCCCUGCAGUGCUCAUGAGUGGCAUUGCUGAGUGGGCUGCCUGAAGGAUCUGACUCUGUUGUGUGCUCUUGUGCUUUGGGUGCGCAGAACACUAUUCAAGAGGCUGUUGGAGGCCGUUGGUAGAGCAGGAGAUAUCAGACAAGAACCAAAAUGGCUGGAACAGAGAGGCUGGAGAAUGUCAACCCCCACAUCUUUGCCAAGGCCGGGGAGAGGCUAGCGAGCCCAACCGACUGGGACGACGGCGUGUACGAUCCGUUUGAUUCCCGCGAGAUCUUUGACUUGAUCAGGAAUAUUCGUGACCCGGAGCAUCCCCUGACCCUGGAGGAACUCAAUGUGGUAGAGGAGAGUCAGUGUGAAGUAAGUGACGUGGAGAACUUCGUGAUGGUCCACUUCACGCCCACAAUCCCUCACUGCAGCAUGGCCUCUCUUAUUGGCCUCAGCAUACGACUCAAACUUCUCCACGCAUUGCCUGCAAGGUUUAAAGUAGAUGUCCGCAUUUCACCGGGAACCCACGCAUCAGAACACGCCAUCAACAAGCAGCUCAACGACAAGGAGCGUGUGGCCGCAGCUUUGGAAAACUCACACCUUCUAGAAGUCAUCAACAAGUGCUUGAAUCCACGUUGAUAAAUGCACCGUUGAUUGUUAUGCUGAGAAGGAAAUUGAGGAAAGGCAGUGGUUGACACAGAAAGCCUAUAAUACUCUUCUUUUUUUUUUUCUUGUGUUUUAAUGUGAUUUGUUUUAGAUUAUGAAUUAUUGUAAUGUUAAGAAAUGAGUUGAUUUCUUUGGAGGCAAGUGGAGUGAAGAUUUCAGUUGAAGUUUCUGUAAAAGGAAAGUUGCUUAGCUUUAUCUUCUGCUUCCUCUUUUACCAUCUUUUCCUCCUUCCCCUUCACCCUUUAUACCAUCUUGCUAUCUUCUUUUUUUAAGUUCUCAGUAUAAAGGGUAAUCUUGAAUUUUACGAUGUGACAAUGUUGUAGCCUUUGUGUCUGAUCAAAUGUAUUUAUUUUUGGUUUUAACUCUGUGUGUUACAUCUGUUGUGGUAUUUCGGUUUAACUUUGAAGAAAAACAGUGAAGUAAAUUGUUGACCAUUUCUAGUUCUAUGAUUCUUUAAAGCUAGAAAAAAAAAUCUUUAAUUGAUCUGAAUUAAUUUCAUGUAAAUAAUUGUGUUAAUUUUAUAUUCAUUACCAAGCCAUGACUAAAAAAGGAGAAUGCUGAAGACAAUUAGAAAAGGAAAUUCAAGAAUUUAAAUCCUAGCAUCACAUAAAGUUGACGAUUUUGAUUUUGUUUUGGUUUAUUUUAGUCAAUGAAGUUCAACUGAUUAAUGCACAGAUGACCAGCAAAUGCAGUAAAAGGUCUUACAUUUCUCUGCUGUAUAUACACUUAGUAAUUUAUAUAUUCCUGUGCAUACCUCAAUGAAAGGCUUGAAUCUACUGGAACUGCCAUCAGUAAAAAAAACGAUUUUGUGAAGAAAUGUUUUUUUUUGCUUAUAUUUCAAAGUGAAGUAUUAAGUAUUCUGUAUUAUUAUGCUAGAGAAUAUCAGGAACUACAUUACCUAUGCAUACUGUAUUAGAUAUAUUAUAAAGUCUGUAUUAUGUCAGUAGUGUAUCUUGCUGGCCAAAACUCCAUUCAUACAUUUUGAAAUCUGGCAUAAACUAUUAAAUUUUUAUAUCAGAAAUUUUCCAUGAAAGUAAUGCAAUAUAAAUACAUCAUGUAAAAUUCACUUUUAAAACCAUCCCUUUCAGUCUGCCAAUAUCAAGAGAGAGAAAAGAGAAAGGGAGACCCAUCCUACUGUAUCUUUACUUAAAAGGAAGCAUUUAAUCAAAUAAUGAUUUGAAAUAUAAUUUAAGUUUACAUUUAAUUAUAGUUUUGCUUAAAAUUUAAGUUGGAGUUAAAAUAAGUUUUUACCAGCACUUUCUCAACUGAACUUCGUAUUUCUAUACAUUAUAUACUAGGUAUAUAUUUUACUAACAGGUAAUGCUGUACAUACAAUACAUUCUGAACACUACAUUUUAUGCUACACUGAUAUAUAUAUAUAAUAAAUACAUUUAACUUUCUACACCUAUCUUCUAUAUAGUAUACUUUGUGAAUACUAUACAUACUUUAAUAAUACUAUACAUCAUUAUAAAUCACUCUUACAUAUUCUGUCCUUUACUAAUGCCCUUUGGAUUAAGUAAUACUACUGCUAUAUUUUCUGUACUAAACAAAUACCAAAUUACACAUACUAUGCAUAGUUUUUCAUGAACUAAAGAAGAAAUAUUAAUGCAGUAUAAAAUCUUUGUUAAGGAAACUGUAUAUAAUACCACACUUUUUUUUCCAUGUGUGUGUUUCUGCAGAGGCAGUUAUUUAUGGCAGAUCUGUCAACUUUCUUUCUAGCCAUGUUUUGAUGCCAGCUGUAUUAGUUGGGAGUUUUGAUGUUUGAUAUUAAAGAUGAGGAAAGAUUUGAUUUAAUGAAAAUUAGGAUGGUGGAAAACAUACACGUGCUUACACAUACACAUUUACAAAUACAUGUAUGGAGCAUAUGACUCUUUGUUCAUUAUUACCAUUUCUAAAAAAGACAGUUAAAUUUACUCUCACAUGGUUCUUUUAGGUACCAUGAAGAUAUAUGCCAUAAUAGCAUAAAUUAUCACUUAAUAGUGAUAUUUGCAAAAAAAAAACUAUGUAGUGCAAGAUUUAUAUAUAUACAUAGACUAUAUAAAAGACUAUUUUUGGAGCAUGGAAGGAUGUCUUUCAAUGUGCUUGUCAAAAACUUCAAUUUUGUAAAUUAAGAAACAUUCUAAAUUGUUACCUCCCAUGUUCCAUUAAAUUAUUUUUCUCAGCA